GUGAAAGGAGCACUUCCGGUCCCGGCAAAACCCCGCGCCGGCGGCGUUAGGUCAGCCCCGUAGGGCCUUGCUCGGAAGCUCCGCCUUCGCUCAGGUCUUUCUAGAAACCCAGCUUUGCUCCUGGCGGUGACGGACAGUUGCAGCGUCCCGGACGCGUGCGUGUGCCCUCUCCAUGGCGGAUACGACCCCGAACGGCCCCCAAGGGGCGGGCGCAGUGCAAUUCAUGAUGACCAAUAAACUGGACACAGCAAUGUGGCUUUCUCGCCUGUUCACAGUGUACUGUUCUGCUUUGUUUGUUCUGCCUCUUCUUGGGUUGCAUGAAGCAGCAAGCUUCUAUCAACGCGCUUUGCUGGCAAAUGCUCUUACCAGUGCUCUGAGGCUGCACCAGAGAUUACCGCACUUCCAGUUAAGCAGAGCAUUCCUGGCCCAAGCUUUGCUAGAGGACAGCUGCCACUACCUGCUGUAUUCACUCAUCUUUGUCAAUUCCUACCCUGUUACAAUGAGUAUUUUCCCAGUGUUGUUAUUCUCUUUGCUUCAUGCUGCCACAUACACAAAAAAGGUUCUUGAUGCAAAGGGUUCAAAUAGUUUACCUCUGCUGAGAUCCCUCUUGGAUAAAUUAAGUGCUAAUCAACAGAAUAUUCUGAAAUUCAUUGCUUGUAAUGAAAUACUCUUGAUGCCUGCUACAGUUUUUAUGCUUUUUAGCGGUCAAGGAAGUUUGCUCCAGCCUUUUAUAUACUAUAGAUUUCUUACUCUCCGAUACUCUUCUCGAAGAAAUCCAUAUUGUCGGACCUUGUUUAAUGAAUUGAGGAUUAUUGUUGAACAUAUAAUAAUGAAACCUGCUUGCCCUCUGUUUGUGAGAAGACUUUGUCUCCAGAGCAUUGCCUUUAUAAGCAGAUUGGCACCAACAGUUGCGUAGUUUAAUAUCCAGCUAAGUUAUAUAUGAUAUAAGUAAGCAUUAUUAGCAGCUGGUACUUCUGCCAGGGGUUGUGAAUUCCAGGUGUGAAACUGACCUCAAUCCAACUUACAUAAUUUACAUAAAUGCAUCUUAACGGAAAAAUAAUAUUUUCCUGGCAUGUUAAAUCAAGCCUUUAUAAAAAAAGUUUCCAAGAAAAUUCUGUGUUGUGUUGUUAAUGGUUAAGGAAGUUUGUGUUUUGUAAUAAAUGUAUCACAUUUUUUUUAGAUGCUACUGUGCCUUUAUCAUGUACAUUUAUUUCUUUUGUGAAAAUAGUUCUAAAAUUUGUUUCAACCUAAUUGGUAAUCUGAAUUUAUUUAUAUCUGGCAUUAGUUCAUUAUGGUAAAUUUACAUAUUCAGUAUAUUUUGAGACAGUAUUCUUUUGCCAUUUAUGAAUUUUGGUUGAUGAUUUUAACAGAAGCAUUUCCCACUGUAUUUGGUUUCAAAUUGUCAUUAAAUUGAUUUUGUGCUGCUUUGUUAGGACAGAUUUAUUUUGGAUGUGCCAUUAUAAGAUGAGUUCUGUAUGUGUCUUACACUAUGACCUAAAAUUUUAUUUCCAUAAUUCUGUGGAUUUGAAUAUUUUUUUAAAAGGCUCAACUAUAAGCUUACUAGUCAAUUAAGUAAAUAUCUGGAAUUACCUAACCAUUUUACAUCAGAGAGCAGUAGUCCUACAACUUUCCUUUCAGACCCACUGAGUAACAUUUCUCAGACAGGAAAUCCUUUUACAGUGUGGACACGUAGGUUAUUAGUAUAGUUUUAGAAUUGCCUAGAUCAGAUUCUUGACUACCAACUUUCUCUGUUUCUUAGGCUUGAAUUUUCAUGGACAGUUGCAGCAGUGCAGGUACCUUUUGAAAAGAAUAUAACUGAAGAUCAUAUCACUGAUACUUAGUGUCUGUUCUGAAAUAAUAAUGAAGACUAUCCCGUAGAUUAUAUACCCAGCAAAUCGUAUUGAAAGGUUAAAUGGAAAGGUUUAUGGGUAAGGUGAUUGAUUGGGAAUGGUGCCUGAGGAGGCAUUUUGGGAGAAUAGUGUACAUUUCAGUUUCAUGCUGGAUAAAUAAAAUUGGGGGAAUUAGAUGUAUUAUGCAACUGUGACUUGAGUUGUGUAAUAUGUUAAAUCCUACUUGUUGAGCUUCUAUCAACUCUAUAAAAUUUAUUUUGAUCUUUACUGUUACAUGAUUGGAAAUGUGUAAAAUGUUGCAAAAAUUUUAGUACAGAAUAAUGUAAUGGUUUUUGUAACCAAUUUUCUUCUGUCUGCAUGUAAUAUGGAUUCUUCAAAUACAUUCAUUGGUAACUUAUUAGUAACAUCAGGUUUUUUGUUCAACUUUCAGAUCUAUAGAAAUGUGAUAUCUAUUUGAUAGCUCAACCAUAACCAGCUCUUUUUGUAAUAUUUUUCUACUAAGUUAGAGAAGCAGCCUCAUAAUAUACAGUUGAUUUUGUGUGUAUACGUGUUUGUGGCUAGCCUCAUUAUCACUAUAUAUGUAAUCUGAUGAUUUCAAGAACUAAAUUUUCUAGAGCAAUAAAGUGACUAUAAUGUUAAGUGAACAGUAUAUUAUUGAUUUCUAAUGAGUUUUUAAAAAUUAUAUCUUGAAUUAAAUCAAGAAAUUUUGGCAGUGAAGGCAUAUUUAUUUUUAAGUUUAGUUUUUUUUGUUUUUUGCAAUUUUUAAAUCUUGAGAUACUUUUAGAUCUAUAGAAGAAUUGCAAAAAUAAUACAGAGAGUUCCUAUAUAUCCUUUACUUCCCCUUAUGUUAACAUCUUAUAUAACUAUACAACAUUUUAUCAAAAUUAUGAAAUUAACCCUGGAUAACAUUGUUAACUAAAGUAUAGAACCUAUUCAGGUUUCACCAGUUUUUACAUUUGUUAAUAUUCUUUUUGCUCUGUUUUUACCAUGGUUAUUAUGGUUUACUUUUAAUGCCCUUUAAGUGUGCCUCUUGUUUUGAGUUUUUCUUUUUUAUUUAUUUAUUUGUAUUGUUGAGGGUAUUACAGAUGUUCCCUAGUUUCUCCUCUUUUGCCCCUGAGUUUUUCUUUUGAAAAUUACUGUUGGUCAAAAAGAUUUUCUAAGGAAAAGAAUUCAUGUUGAUUUUAACAAAAAGAAAGUGAACAUUUAGACCCUUCAAGGCUUUCUAUCAAAAACAGGAUUGUAUUUCUGACAUGCUCAUGUUUGACUUAAAGGAAGGCUUGAUUUAUAAAUAAAACAUUUCUAUACUCAUGCCAAAGUAAAUUUUACAAUUUGAACAUUACCAGAUGUUCAGUUUGCAUGAAAUUCUAUGGUAUGAAAACGUACAACCGGCUGAUAACAGCAUUUGAAAUUAGAGUGUAACGUAUACCUAUUAAAUCAAAAUUAAGGAAACACAAUAGCAGUAUAUAAAAUGAAUGCAGUAGAAAAAAUAGCAGUAUACCUGAACUUAUUUCUACUAACAGGUUUUUAAAAAGUUGAUUUAACAUCCAAAAUAGCGAAUUCUUUAAGAGGUGGUACAGUGCUGCUGUUUUUCUAGCAUUUUUAGAUAUUACAUCCUUUCAGACAGGUGGAAGCAUCAUACAAAACCUGCUUUAUCUAGCAACAAGUCUACAUUCCUUUUCUCUGCUUGAUCCCUCAUAAAUUUAAACUCUAACAUCAUUCCAAAGAGAAAUUUCUUAAAUAACAAUUUGUAGUUAAAGUUACUUGGAAUAAAGUGACCAAGGUAGAUGCUCCUGGAAGUAAGCAAGAAUGAAAGCUAGCUUUUAUUUUUUUAUUUAGAUAUUUAAGAACCUCCCUUACAGGAAAAAUCAAGGCAUGUUAAUAUUAGACCAGAAGUUAUUAAAGAUUCAUGAGGUCUUGUAUAACAAAGAAUUAUAAAGCUGUCAGAAUACUUCCUUUCUUCCUAAAAGUCAGGAUCACAAAUUCAGAAUAAAGUUUGUAAAUUCAGAUUAAGUUUGUAAGUUUAGGACAUAAAUAUUAUUCAUCUGGAAAAAGAAAAUGAGUAUAUGUAAUAAGAUAAGUAAACUGGUUUAGUUUUUUUAAAGUUUGCUAUCAGAACAAAUGAAAUUAAUUUUGAGGGAUUGUGGGACUUAUUUUUAUUAAUAUAGUUAUUCUAAAGCUUCUUCCCUACCCAAAUCCCCUUAAGAUCUGCUAGCAUCAACGCUAUUACCCAGAUUUAGAUUAACUUUGCUACCUAUUUUGUCCAAAACCUCAAGGGAGAAAAUAAUUACAGAUAGUUAUGAAAAUAAUUACAGACGGGUAAUUACAGAUCAGUAGGUGGCACUCUUUCCUCAAGUAGCCUCCGUUUCACAGGCCCUGUUGGAAGGUUAAAAGCCACUAAAAGGGCUGAGUCAGCCAUAAAACGAAGGAUCUUAAUCCCAUGACCUUUUAAAAUAUGUAAUUACUCAAUAUUCAACCAAUAUUUAGCAAGCAUUUAUUCUGAAUACAUUUUUUAAAUAUUGAAAUGCUCAAAAGCUGAAAGAAGUAUCCUGCUAAUACAUGCUUUCUAGGUAAAUAGUAAAAUAGGCCACAAUUAUGAGUGAUAUUAUGCAGAUCAUGGUCUCUCUUUUUUUAAAAUUUCAUUGUAAGUUUCUACAUCACCUAAACACAUCAAUUAUAAAAUUGUUCUUUCGCCUUCAUUUUCAGGUGUGUAGAAUAAUGGUAAAUAAAUUUUUUUCAUGAUCAUUUUGUAGGUACACAAGGUUAUAGGCAGUUCAGUGUCUUAAAAUUUAAACUUUCAUAGAAAUACAAAUGCAUAAUGAAAUAUUUGGAUAUUGUAUUAGGAAUGGUACCUAGCCCUAGCUGGUUUAGCUUAGUGGAUAGAGCGUGGGCCUGCGGAUUGAAGGGUCCUGGGUUCGAUUCCGGUAAAGGGUACAUGCCUGGGUUGUGGGCUCAAUCCCCAAUGGGGGCCAUGCAGAAUGCAGCCAAUCAAUGAUUCUCUCUCAUCAUUGAUGUUUAUCUCUCCCUCCCUCUCCCUCUCUGAAAUCAAUAAAAAUAUAUUUAAAAAAAAAAUUUUUUUUUUUAAGGAAUGGUACCUAGACUUGUAAAUUCACUUUGAGUUGCAGAGACAACUGGUUUCUCUUAACACCUCAUUGGAAUUUCUCUAGGAUUAGGAGAAUUCUACAGAGGCUUAAUGAUAGGGUAGCUCAACAGAUAGUAUACAAAAACAUGUUUAUAUCCAGGGGUUAUUUUCAGAGAUUGUUUUAAUGAGCAUUCCUCUUAUAAUAUUCCAGGUGGGGAGUUGUUAUGGGAUCUGAAAUUAAGGAUAAGAAAGGAGCUGCUAAAAUUUUGGGAGGUGACUUGGGGUGAACACUACAAUAUACAGAUGAUAUAUUAUAGAAUUGUACACCUGAAACCUAUAUAAUUUUAUUAACCAGUGUCACUCAAAUAAAUUCAGUUUAAAAAAUUUGGGCAGGGGAGGUUUCCUGACAGUAGGAGUCAUUCUAAGUAGGACAUGUUUUCCUCCUAAAGUGACAUUCGAGUGGGUUCUUAAACACACUCCUGUGUGAGGGAUUCACUUAAGUGGCCUUUCUCUCUUUGUGUAGUGCAAAUAGGAAAACCGACCUGCGUUGACUUUUAGAUAAUGUGAGAAGAGAAUAAAGUACGGUAUUUUUUUAAAUCUAAAGUAGAUUAUUUUUCUUAGAAAGUGAUGGUAAAAAAUUAUUGAUGGAUAUCUUUGCUGGAAUCUAAAAAAUAGCUCAUAUUCCAGGACAAAAGGGCCCCAAAAUCAUUUCACUUUUUCCUUCCUAGCCUUCUGAAGCUACUUUUUCGAUGUGUUCAGCAUUUUUUAAACAUUUUUUUCUUGGUUCAUGACAGUUUAGCUCCAAACUUGGACUAUAGUUUUAUAACUUUAAAAUAAAACAAUUGCUUUUGACAUGAAUUUUUGCAUACAUACAUAAGUUAGACCAAAUGGGCAAAGUCUUGGGCAGGUAACAUUUGUGAUGUGUUAUAUUGGAAGAAAUGUUAAAGGGUCGCAAAGAUUAGAGUCAUAAAAAAACCUGCUUGAUUUAUAAAUGCAUUACUUCUGGUGCUCUAUAUAAUGGGAUAUAUUGAACUAAAAAUUUGUAUAAAUGAUAUGUCAGCAUUUCUUAGUAACUUCUUGAAUCCAUUUUUAAUAUCUAAUAUUGUACAGGUUGGGGAGUUAUACUUUUCAGGCCAAUACUAUCCAGACUGUAUAAAUUUAUAAAAUAAAUUGAAAAAUUCAUCAUUCCCUGGUAUUCAAGACCAAAGCACAUAAAUGCUAAUGUAGGGCUCAGAGGGGAAAUAUAUUUCUCCUGAAUAUUUGAGAAAAUGUGAAGUCCUUUCAGGAAAAUCUAAUAAACAUAAUAAUCAUAGCCUGCUGACACUAAGGAAAAAGGACCUCAUUUGCUCUUUCUUUUAUGCAGCGAUUUGCUGGUCCCUACUGAUUUCCAAAUUGGAUCACGGUAGUAAAUUAUCUAUGCUGGUACCUGUGAAAGUAAGCCCUGGGAUCCACAUUUGUUGUGUGUUCUGCUUAAAUCAGCAAGAAUGAUAAAUUUGCUGGUGUGGAAUUGGAAGUGUCAAGGGCUUUCUCUGGUGAUUGAGCAAAAUAAUGUCUCCACUUGUAAUUUAUUGUGCCCCUUUUUCACUGUAUGUUCUUUGUAUAUCUAAUAUUUAUUUCAGUACAAAUUAAAUUGUUGUUCCUUCAUCUGUAUUGUUAUAUCUAAGAUUUUAUUGAUGUAAAAAUCAAAUUGUGUAAUAAAAACCUCUCUGGAUUUAA
Myotis myotis is the source of this 6645-nucleotide messenger RNA. It is a transcript of the gene TMEM33, whose product is annotated as transmembrane protein 33. Gene Ontology annotation, cellular component: membrane; endoplasmic reticulum. Bases 173 to 916 code for a protein of 247 amino acids. Gene Ontology annotation, biological process: endoplasmic reticulum tubular network organization; membrane organization. The record is from RefSeq and is a predicted model, not a curated record. Lineage: Eukaryota; Metazoa; Chordata; Mammalia; Chiroptera; Vespertilionidae. The transcript is spliced from 8 exons.